AUGGCGGAGGCGGACGAAAGAAGAGUUCUUUCAUUAUUUGUUAUCGAUGCUUUUACAAGUAAGCCUUUCAGUGGAAAUCCAGCUGCGGUUUGUCUUGUAGGAUCAAAGGUGAGGUUUAGUCUUUUGAGUUAGAGAAUGCGAGGGAGGCUGCAGCGAGGGUAAAUCUUGUCUCAGGUUUGGCAGGCGGUAACAGUUGCUUCGCGUAUUGAGAUAAAUAAUUGAAAUAAAUGCGAACCUUCAGUCUUGUUGACGCUGAUGUUAGGGAUAAUUUGAACGGUGUGAAUUAUAACGGUUGGCUUUGUAGUAAGAAACAGAGAGGAAAAAUAGAGUGUCUUUUUCAGCUCAUAUGAAUUAUGCCCCCGUCAAUGGAAAACUCUGCACCCCCAUACCCACGGACGCUGGGGGGCAUGGUGGGGGAGCAUUAGACCAGGGCUGCCUUCUAAAUGUCAAUGAAGCGAAUUCCCUGCUGUUUGGGUCUAUUUCUUGCAUCCAGACCUCAUUUUUGUCCCUGCCCAGGGUUUUUUUAAAGAGUCUGAAAGGAGUUGUGGUGGUAGUUGGGGAAGCGGGAGUAGGCGUUGAUACCUCUAUGAAUGGGGGUAGAAAUGCUUAUAAUCAGGAAAUUUUAAACUAAACCCCUAUUGGGAAUCUGGGCAUGUCAUGCUUUGUUUGAACCCUAAAAGAUUAAAGGAUACCAUUUCGAAUCAGUUUGGCAAAAUGCCUCACUAUAGACCUUUUCACAGUUUUUUCAACUUUUUAUAUGGACAAGUUCAGAAAAAUCCGUCGACACCCCUGAAAAGAGCGUGUUAAAAUUAUUAAACUUGCUAAAUUUGAAAGUGAUACAUCUUAAGUGAGCCAAGAAAUAGCUCCGCAAAGUUACGAAAAUUUUCCGUUGUUUGUAUGUUGGGGGGCAAGUUUUGAGCCCCCCCCCCAUACAAAUGUCUGUGAAAUUUCAUGAAUUUAAGGAGCUAUUUCUUCACUAUUUUUCAACAAAUCACUUUCAAACUUGGCAAUUUUAUUAAUUUUAAGGUGCUCUUUUCAGUGGUGUUGAGAGAUUUUCCCGAACUUGUCCAUGUCAAAAGGUGAAAAAAACCGUGAAAAGGUCUAUUGACGUAGGCUGUGGUUGUUCAAAUGCUGGAUAGUGUUAUCCACCAGGCCACAAUUGUUCAAACGUUGGAUAGCGCUAUCCAGCGGAUAAGUAAUAGGGAAACCAAUUGCGCUAUCCAUUGGAUAGAUUUUUAUCCUGUGGAUAGCGCUUUCCAACGUUUGAACAAUCGCAGCCAGAUAAAUCACUAUCCAAUGGCUAAGUAUUAUGGAAACCAGUAUUGCUAUAUCCACUGAAUAGAGAUUUGUUGGAUAGCUCUAUCCGCUUUUUGAACAGCUGGGACCUGCACUACCCAAGUGUGGGGCUUGGAGAUGCAUUGGUUUCCGCUGGCAGUGGCAAAAAGACAUUUAACACUAUGACUAGUCCAAAAAACUAUACAGUGCAAAGAUAGUGGAAGGCUUGUAGCAUUAUAUCUUCUGAAUGAAGAACAAGAUUUUAUUUGGUCUUUUAGAUGUAACACGUCAAUAAAACUUUGAUUUAUCCCUUUCCUCUCACAGCACCUAAGUGAUCAAGUGUUACAAAAGAUUGCACAGGAAAUGAACUUGUCAAAUACAGGCUUCAUUUUGGAAAAAAAUAGUCAAGAUACUUACAGUCAAGGUAAGCAAACUAGAAAUACCAUUCAAUUGUUAAUUGGUAUUAAAAUUGGAUGGCUGAGAGUCAACAACUGGUUUUGAUCCAACAUCAUUUUCUGCAAAAAAAAUUAUUUAGCCAAAAACCAGGAGCAAGGUUCAAGAGCAGAGUGUUCAAGACUCAAAUAUUAUCACCCCACAUGUACACCUGGCUGACUCCUGCUGUGUUCAGUUUUAAAAUGCUUGUUAUUCAAGCUGAUUCAGAAAUUUUGUCGGUGCCCUUGCAGGCUUCUUAUUCUUUCAGGAAAUCAUCAUGUUUUAUACAUGAAAUCAAAUCCAGAUCAUCUUGAUUAUCUCUACAGUUUCAGCAAUGAUCUUGUUGCUCAGGACGAUCAAACCAUAGUACAUAACCAUGCCUUUAAGAAAAAGCCCCUUGGGUUUAAAGACCACAGGGCUUGUGCAAUUUUUGACCAUAUAUAAUUGCCUUGCAAGGCAGAUGUCUGUGGAUGUUGAAUAUGGUACAUUGUUUUGAUAGGUACUUGUUUUGGUCUGCGCUGGUUCACUCCAACAUGUGAAGUUCCACUGUGUGGACAUGCAACGCUGGCAUCAGCUGCAGUUUUGUUCAACUGCUUAGGUGAAUGAAUAUAUACCAUACAUCUGCCAGCUCCUCCCUUCCAAAUCACUUUUUUCCCUCUUGAGACUUGAGGCUUUGAAAACAAUCUUGUAAUCAGUGGUAAAGGCUCAUAGAAAUGGCUUUUUUCACAAGCCAAAACUGAAAUUUUUGUAAAACUAUUUUAGUUUUGGCUCAUAGGGGACUUAUUGGUUACCUGUCAAAAUUAUACUGAAAUGUUUGUGCAUGUCGGGAAAACUAUUUUAGUUUUGGCUCAGAAACCAGAAAUUGCAGAUGCUAAAUAUUCCUUUAUUUAGAACUGCUACUUUUUAUUGUCUGGUGCCAUGUUUUAGGAAUAAGCUGCAGACAAAUUUAAGAGGGAGGAAUGAUAUCCUAAUGUUUGAAAAAAUCCCAUGUCUCUUUGUCUGAGGGCAGUUAAAUGCCAUGAAAUCUGAUUAUCAUUAGUUGUGAUAUGUCUUGCUGUCUCCAGGUUUUUACUGAAAAAUGUAAGGUUCUGGCCUCAGUUCCAAGGUUUCUUUAGAUGCUCAAGAGGUGAUGUUGUAAGGUCUGAAUAGAGCACCAUGCUGCCAGCAUCAAAUUUUGAAUUAGAAAAUUUUUAUUUUCAGAACAUGAGGCCAAAUAAAUGUUGUUUAAUUUAACGCAUUUUGCUUUACUUCAGGUAAUCCCAACAAAGAAGUAACCUUUGAAACAUUGAGUGGAAAUUUAAAAGCUAGAAAAGAAGGUACACAGUGUCUUUUGUUAGGUAAAAUUAAUUUAGUUCCCUUGGCUCUGCUAUGCAGUCCAACCCCUUACCCUUUCACAUACCAUUUUUGACAGGAAAAGUACCCGUUUUGAAUACCUUUUAUUGACAAAAUGGUUUCCUUUUCACAUACCUAGUUAAGAACCAUGCAUCUCUUUUAAAUGAAUAACAAAUAAUGAUUUGGAGGUAGCACAUCCACAAAGUGGUUCUUCGUCUACCUGAUUCCCAGUCGAAUUGGAAUUUGGAAAUGCUGGUUUUUGAAGAGAGGGGAAAACCGGAUUACCCGGAGAAAAACCUCUUGGAGCAAAGGAGAGAACCAACAACAAACUCAGCCCACAUAUGGCGUCGAUGUCGGGAUUUGAGCGCAGGCCACACUGGUAGGAGGCGAGCACUCUCACCACUGUGCCAUCCCUUGCUCCCUGUUACUGCUGUAACUGUGCUGUCUUUAACAUAUGAAUAAAUCACAGAGCUAGAACAUUUUCUUGACUUUGCACAACCAUAGAAGGCAUCUGUUAGGUGUUUCCAGCCUUUUUGCAGACUGAAAUGACAGUUUUCCCUACCUGUUGAUAUACUUUAACUUGUGAAGAGCCUCCUGUAUAGGCUGUUAUAGGGAGUAUUCCCCUGGUAUAUGUUAGCUCAUCAUAAAUCACUGCCUUGCAAAAUAAUUAUAUCCAGCAGCUUUUAAAUGUUGUUGUAUAUGCAGGGCUUAAUUUUAUUCAUGUUAUCUUUUUUUUGGUCUUGGGCAUGGUAAAGUAUAAUAAUGACAUUUUAACCAAGCAUAAAAUUGCAAGACAAUUUAAAUAUAUCAUGGCAAAUAAACUCACUAUUUACUCAGUGGUAGAUGACACUGACCAUACUAAGGACGCUUUCAAAAGUCGAAACUGGCCAGCCAGACCUUGGCCGGACCAGUCAUUUUGAGCUGAAUGAAGCAGGCUUUUUCCAAAGGGUUUUUGCUGAAAAUCCAUCUUCUUCGUAGAUAGUGUUCAGGACCAGAUUGAUCUAACUUGAUAGUUUUGAUUUAAAGUGAAAUUCUCCUUAUGACAGGAAUGACCUGGCUGGUCAGUUCUGACAAAUGGAAAGCGCCUGAAGAUUCUAUUAUUUUUGUAUAUUUGUAUUAGGUUCGUCAAUAUGCUUAGAUUUUCCACUCAACCCUUGUGAACCAUGGCCGCUGUCUGGGGUAAGAUGAUGUUAUGUGGAAGUUAAAUAAUAAUUCUUUGCCUCAAAGAGCUUUUUUAACAAUAAGGGGUCUCAUGGUUAGGGGCAGCUCCUCUUCCUCCUAUAGGCUAGCUACUGUUGUGGAAGAACAUUGUUCCAAGAUAACAUAAUCUCUUUUGCACGUACUGCGUGCCUAUUUGACAAUUUAUUAACCGCAUGAAAGUGAGGCUGUGGCAUCCUUCUCUGAUGUCCACUAACUUGCAGAUUACGUUCUCUACCAAAAACAGACUUGAGCUAUAGAUAAAUGGGUUCAGGCAGUUUAGAUGUUUUGACAAAAAUGGCUAUUUUGUUAACAUACCUCAAUCACCCAUUACUGCCUGCGUGGAACCACGUCCCUUUUACCACUUGUCACAUCUUUUGAUGAUCAACAAUUUUUUUUUCUAGCAAUCCGGUGGGCAGGAUAUUUCUUUCCCUUUUUUCCCAUAAGCUUUCUAUUACAUUUGUGCUGCAUGCAAUUUUUUUCUUCCGACAAGCGCUGGCAGGAAUUUUUUUUUUAAAUCCCCCACCCCCCCCGCCCCUACCUCAAGAGUUAAAUGGUCGGCCCCUUAGACAUGAAAGUGUUGGAAUUCAUGUCUUAUUCCAUAAUAUGUUUCAUAUUUUUGUUAGGAAGAUCCAUCAAUUACAAAACUUAUCAGAGCAGGUGUGUUUUAAGCCAUCAAUGCCUCCUUUUGUUUGUUUUUGAGUUUCCUUGAUUUCAUGUUCAAGUGUCCCAAAAGCUAUUUCUCUCGCAACAAGAAAGCUGCUGUUGUAUUAAGCUGUCAAAUGCGCAAAACGUGUUAGUGGAAAAGACCCUAUCCACGGUUUUUUCAACUUGUUUACAGACUGGAACCAGUUACCAAAAAUCUGUCAACGCGGCUGGAAAGAACGCUUUGAAAUCACUAACACUGCCGUAUUUCAAAGUGGUUUGUUCCUACUGGAAACUAACGGAGAUAUAGCUCCGCAAACUGGCGGAAUUUUUACAGACGUCGGGGCACAUACAAAUCGCGACUUUGUGGAGAUCGUGGAAGGGUCUAUUGAGGAAAUCCUUAAGUUUGACCAAUUAUGUAAAAGUUACUGAGCCGUACUUUGCCGUGGUACUGUUUAUUAUGCCGCACAAGGUGGUUUCAACUUUUAAUUCUAUCGUGUGUCGUUGUUGUCUUCUACUCUUGUUUCAUUUACGCUGUUGAGAUGAAAUCCUUCCCCAAUCCGAUACUGCGAGAACAUUAAUUCUCUGCAAGCUGCGCCUGCGCAUCUCGGCUUGUUCACAUGCUAAGUAAUUUCUACCCUGUGAACAGAGUCUCCAUCGUUCUUAGGAAAGAUCAAAGCGACUCUGCUAGCAGGGUAAAUAAUUUCCUGUCUUUCGUUAUAUUUCAUUUUAGUUGUGGGAGACCUCGCAGUAAAGGAAGUGGAAUACAAUAAAACGACCAACAACCUUUUGCUGUGUCUGCAACCUUCUUUGACAAGGUUAGAAAAUUGUUAGAUUGACUUUAUUCAGCAAGGACUGUGGGAACGAGACUACCAAGCACUCCAGUUAGAGAUAUAAAUGCGAUACGAAGUGCAGAAUGUUUGUGAAAGUGUUGGCAAAUGAGCAGAAAUAAUCGGAGAUUCCCCGGGCCGAGUUUAAUGAAAGGUGGAUAAAGCUAUCAGCUAGAUAAAUCUCUAUCCACUGGAUGACGCAGUUGGUGUCCCUAGUAUUUAUCCUUUAGAAAGUGAUUUAUUCGGUAGAUAGUACUUUCCAACGUUUGAACAACCGGGGCUUGGAUUCUAACGUGAACAGUACUUGUCAAGUUUUUAUGUUUUUCUACAGGAAGGAUUUGGAAGAUUUUUGCCCAGACUUCCAAGCAAUGACGUCAGCCCACUCGGCGGGGAUUGUCCGCGGGGUAAUUGUAACACUUCAGGGGACUGAGUCAAAUGGCUGUGUGGACACAACUGGAGACGUCUUCGACUUCAUUUCACGAUAUUUCGCUCCAUGGCGUGGUGUCCCUGAGGAUCCAGUUACAGGUGAGUGAAGGGUCAAAUGACCCUCUUGCCACAGGUAUCCCACUACGCUAACGCCAGUGUCAGUUAGACUGGAGACGAGACACAAUGGCGUGAAAAAUGACGUCAGUGUCAUACUAAGGAUGUUAGUAAGUAUCGAGCUCGAACUGGAUCGAUUCUUGAAACGGGUAUUGGCGUACCGCCAUUGAUUAGCUUUCCGAAAAAAAUAAUUCAGUGUAGACUAAAUUUAAGUUUACAUGAGAGGAAUUUCUAAUGUAGUUGAGAAGUGUUCAGGAAAAUUCUACGCUGCGUGGUGUUUCGCCUGCUUACAAUUUGACAGCAUUCUCGACUCGAAAUCUUUUGAAUACUUCAGCCCACGCGCUGAAUCGAGGAGGUAUUGUAAUUGAAAAAAUUUUAUAAUUUGUUUACCCACGGUCACGUAGCCUGCGUUGCAGCCGGCCCACGCACUCCUCUAAACCAUUUGUAUAUUCCGCAGACGCUUUAUACAGAAGGUUUAGAGUGUCUGGGACGCAGGCAAGGUCCACGGAGCACUUAGGAGUUCUUAAGAAGUGGUUAAAACGUGCCCGUGCGUUCCAGAUCGAAUUGGAAUUUGGAUGUGUUGGUUUUUAAGGGGAGCGGAAACCGGAGUACACGGAGAAAAACCUCUCGGAGCAAAGGAGAGAAUCAACAGCAAACGGGAUCGACGCCGAGAUUCGAACCCAGGCCACAUUAGCGGAAGGCGAUUGCUCUAACCACUGCAAUAUCCUUGCUCCCCAAAUGGAAUCAAGAAUGCUGUAGCGUGGAGACGUGCUCACUCCAUUCCUCUUGAUCCUACAGAUGCUUUUUCUUUAACUCCGCAUGUUUUAUUUAGGGUCAGCGCACACAGUUCUUGCCAGUUACUGGUCAACAAGAUUAAAGAAAACUGAUCUUUAUGGUGAGUUUUUACGAGUACAGAUUACUAGAAGUCCGUUGCACUGCAUUCGGGACGAUUCUUAUUGCAAGGAAAAUGACGAGCUAAAGUGAUCUAGGCUGCGUAGAAUGCUACUGGCGAUGUGUCAUCGUUGCGCGCUUUGUCGCAGUGUGACGACCUGCAGUGUGAGGAGAGAGGUGGCUCUUCUCCCCUCCACAGAGGCUUCUUUGUUUCGUAGCGAGGGUAGGGAGGGUAGGGAGGGUAGGGAGGGUAGGGAGGGUAGGGAGGGUAGGGAGAAGGAAAAAAGAAGGCGCGAGAUGCAAUUUGCAAUCGGCUUUUGUUUUUAGAAUGAGCAAACACUGGACUUACUUGUCCCGUGUCCUCCCUAUAGGGUGUUUGCCUUAAAGGGUUGGGAAGGGUUUUGUGCCAUAUUGGUUUAGUUGGCUAUGCAGCACGUCCGCCUCAUAGAAGUGGUGCUUACGGAACAGGACGGCAGAAAGAAGAGGACCGCAAAACGUUUGUGUGUGACAAACGUGACAAGGCUAUUCCUUGUGUGUUUUGUCGUGAUCUUUACUUAUUAUUGUGUUCUUGUCCUGUUUAAAGGAGAGUGAAGUUUGGCAGAAAACUUUCAAAUAUUAUUGUCGCGCUUUACACUCUAGUUUUGCCGUCUUCUUUCCUUUGACGUCCUUUUGCCAAAGUUCAAUAAUGUGCCUCAAAGUUGGCGUUACAGAUUUCUGCCGCACAAUGGUUUCCGUCACUUUACGGAUAUUUCUAACGCUCAUAAAAUAGUUUAAUAGCCUCGUUUAUUUUAUUGUCACAGCUCGUCAGUGCUCUUCACGUGGUGGGGAGCUAACUAUUCACGUGCGGGAAGACAACAGAGUUGAUAUUACAGGACAAGUGGUGCUAGUUUUACAAGGAAGUCUUUACGUGUGA
This is a messenger RNA of Porites lobata, 8055 nucleotides long. Lineage: Eukaryota; Metazoa; Cnidaria; Anthozoa; Scleractinia; Poritidae. The record is from the annotation of a GenBank genome assembly.